Molecule: messenger RNA, 8063 nt
Organism: Melanotaenia boesemani (Boeseman's rainbowfish)
Lineage: Eukaryota; Metazoa; Chordata; Actinopteri; Atheriniformes; Melanotaeniidae
Gene: itsn2b
Product: intersectin 2b
Exons: 40
Coding region: 282-5954 (1890 amino acids)
Biological process (GO): intracellular signal transduction; positive regulation of Rho protein signal transduction
Molecular function (GO): calcium ion binding; guanyl-nucleotide exchange factor activity; protein binding
Source: RefSeq, a predicted model, not a curated record
GCAGUCUCCGAUGAUCACUCCUCGUCAGCCAUGUUGUUGGUGUGACACACGGAGCUGUCAUCAACAGGUUCUCAGAGUACAAGUGUGGCACAAAACUCAACAUUUCUUCCAUAAGUGCAACUUUCCUUGGAUACUGAACUUGACUGUGUGUCUGGGGAAACCGUCCAGAAGUGGUGGGCGAUCAUUUCAAGCGAUUUGAAAGCUCGGAAGUUGGUGUUUUAUGUCCGCGGUGAAAGAGAUGGCUGUGAGCUGUAGCUGAGCGGGAGGUCUCCACGUGCAAAAUGAAUGGUGGUCCAAGUAUAUGGGGAAUCUCUCCAGAGGAGAGAGACAAACAUGAUCAGAAGUUUGACACCCUCUCCCCAUCAAUGGGCUACGUCUCAGGAGAACAGGCAAGGAAGUUUUUCCUCCAGUCAGGGCUGCCUUCUUCUGUGUUGGCUGAGAUAUGGGCUCUGGCUGAUAUGAAUAAGGAUGGGCAGAUGGACAGGUUGGAGUUUUCUAUUGCUAUGAAGCUCAUAAAGCUAAAACUCCAGGGCACGCCGCUUCCCUCUGCACUGCCAGUCAUCAUGAAACAGCCUCCAGUGCCCAUUCCCAGUCUUAAUAACCCCACCACUUCCAUGUCAGGCUCCGCUUAUGGUAUAGGUUCUAUGUCUAUGAUGCCUGGAACAAACCUUGCCAUGUUAGCCCCUAUCUCCGUUGCAAACUCUGGACUCGCACCUUUGACGCCGAUGACUGGUCUCACCCCUUUGGUUCCUUCAGCAUCAGGUCUAAACCCACUAAUAGCCUCAACCCCUACCAGGCCGCUGAUGCCCACAAUGGGGAACACUGCACUGUCCAAUGGCACCAUGGGAAUUCUCCAGCCAAUCACUUCCGGACCUUUGACUACCGGCCUACCUCUAUCUGCAACUCCGUACUCCUCCCCGCUUGGACUCUCCUAUUCUCCUGCUGGUAUAAACAAUACCGGAUCACUGCUGGACCUGGGAUCUGGCAGCUCUGCUUCAUCAUCUCCAUCUGUGAUGUCUCCCAUGGCUGCUGCUCCCAGUGACUGGGCUGUCCCUCAUGGCUCUAGACUGAAAUAUAGACAGCAGUUCAACAGCUUGGAUAAACAGAUGACUGGAUACCUCACCGGUCAGCAGGUUAGAGGUGCCAUGGCAACCACGAUGCUGACACAGACUCAGCUGGCCUCCAUCUGGACAUUAGCUGAUGUGGAUAAGGAUGGCAAGUUAAAGGCAGAGGAGUUUAUUCUGGCAAUGCAUCUUGUCGACAUGGCAAAGACUGGCCAACCGCUGCCACUAACACUGCCAGCAGCGCUGAUACCACCCUCACAAAGGAGUGCAGUGAAUGGGUCCAGCCCUUCUCUAUAUGCAGCUCUGACUGAUGACCUGGACAUUGAGCCUCCACAAAAAGCCAAAACCAUCAUGUCGUUCGAGGAUAGGUUCAAAGCAAACCUGGAGCGAGGGAAUGCAGAGCUGGAGAAAAGGCGACAGUCUCUGCUGGACGCAGAGAGGAGGGAGCAGCAGCGGCGUUUACAGAAGGAGAGAGAGGAGCGAGAAAGGAGGGAAAAGGAAGCUCGUGAGGCUGAGGAGAGGAGGAGGCAAGAAGAGGAGAGGAGGCUGGAGCGACUAAGGGAGCUGGAGAGACAAAAAGAGGAAGAGAGACAGAAAGAGAUAGAGAGAAAAGAGGCUGCCCAGAGGGAGCUUGAGCGUCAAAGGAAGGAGGACUUUGAGAGGAGAAGGCGAGGAGAGCUGCGGAUAAAGAAGGAGCAGGAGCAGGAUGAGAUCAUCAAACUGAAGGCCAAGAAGAAGAGUCUGGAAAUGGAGUUGGAGGCAGUGGGCAACAAACACCGUCAGAUCUCAGACCGACUUCGUGACAUUCAGAACAAGAAGAAGCUUCAUAAGACGGAGGUGGAUCUUUAUUAUCAAAGGAAAGACGCACGUCAACAAGAUAUUCACAACCUACAGAAACAGCUAGAGGAGUUUGAGAGGAAGCUGUUGCAGCUGACUCCAGAGCAGAAGAGACUGAAUGAGAAGCUUAGAAACAUGGCUCUGAGCAACAUGUCUGGGUCGACUACGUCCACCCUGAAGGUGGGUGUAACAGAGAAGAAAGGAACGUGUAUGAAACUGAGAAAUCAGCUUGAAACUCUGGAGAAAGAGACUGCUGCCAAACUAUCUGAGAUGGACCAGUAUAAUAAAGACCUGCAGGAACUGAGAGAAAGCCAGAGAAAGCAGCAGGCAGCGCUGGAAAAACUGCGAGCCAUCAAAGCAGAAAAGCAGCGUGAGCUGAUCCGGCGGAAGGAGCAGGAAGAGGAGAGGAGGAGGAGGGAAGAGGAGAGGAAACAACAAGAGGAAGAAAGGAGACGAAAGGAGGAGGAGGAAGCUCAAAGGCGUAUUAAAAUGGAGAAGGAGCGUCAGUGGCAGGAGAAGCUGAGAAGGGAUGAAGAAGAGCGGCAGAGGAAGCUUCAGGAGGAAAGAGAGGCCAAACAGAGGGAGGAAGAGGAGAAAGAAAGACAGGCGCUCAUCCAGGCUGCCAGGGAGCAGGCUGAACGAGAGCUACGAGCAAAGGAGGAGGCCGAGCGGAAGAGAAGAGAGGAGGAGGAGAGGAAAAAAAGAGAGGAGGAGGAACGUAGGAGGCAAGCAGAGAGACGCAGACAGGAGGAGGAGAGGCGGAAGCUCGAGGAAGAGAGGAAGCAAUUGGAGGAAGAGAGAAGGAAAUUGGAGGAAGAAAGGAGACAAGAGGAGAGGAGGAGGAAAGAAGAGGAAGAAAGCAGAAGGAAGGAUGAGGAGGAAAGGCACAGGAGGGAGGAGGAGAGAAAGAGAUUAGAGGAGGAGAGGAGAGAGGAGGAGCGCAGGAGGGAGAGGGAGGAGGAAGACAGGAGGAGACAGAGGGCAGCUGAGGCGGCUCUUCGAGAUGCCGAGGAAAGAAAGAAGUGGGGGGAAGAAGAGAGAAAGAGGAGACAGGAGGAGGAGAGAAAGAAGAAAGAGGAGGAGGACAUGAGAAAACGGGAGGAAGAGAGAAGAAAGCUCAAGCAGCAGCAGGAGGAGGAGAGAAAAAGGGCAGAUGAGGAAAGGAAGAAAGAGGAUGAGGAGAGGAGGAAGGCUGAGGAAGAAAGAACAAGAAAAGAGGAGGCAUCUCGUCAGCAGCAAGCGAAUGGAGGGAAGCUGGACAUUCAGGAGAAGCUACAGGCUCUGUUGAGGGGGCUGGAGGAGAGGAAAGGUGGGCAGCCAAAGGCCAAACAGCACAGGAAGUCAGCUGCUCUCACAUCCUUCAAAGCCCUCUACCCGUUCACUGCCAGAAACAACGAAGAGCUCAGCUUUAAUGCAGAUGAUGUCAUUGAGGUUGAUGAGACGACGGAGCGUGAGGAGGGCUGGCUGUAUGGCAGCAAACAGGGGAAGAUAGGCUGGUUCCCAGAGAGCUACGUCGAGAGAGUUACCCCAUUAGAGGCAACUAAAAAUGCAGCUGCUGCUCCUUCUAAAUUGCCACUCCAGUCACAGCUUUCCAAUGUCCUCGAAGCUGCUAAGGCGGCAGGGGCUAAAUCUGCCUUUACCCCAACACAUUCUCCAAACCCUGCACCCUCUGAGACACAUGGACAGCAGGUAGUGGGCAACCUUCUGGCUCAGGCCCUGUGUUCCUGGACAGCAAAGACAGACAACCAUCUGAACUUCAAUAAGGACGAUGUGAUUCAAGUGUUGGAGCAGCAGGAGAACUGGUGGCUGGGAGAGCUGAAUGGUGAAAAGGGUUGGUUUCCCAAAACAUACGUGGCCCUGCUGGAAGAAGAGGAAAGCUCAGACACGAAGAGUUCCCCUCCUGAUGCUACAGACUCUGGCGACAGUCUUCAGCUUGAAGAGUACGUAGCGUUGUACACAUAUGAGUCUCCAGAGCCUACUGAUCUGACGUUCAAAGAUGGGGAUGUGAUCUUGGUAAGCAAGAAAGAAGGAGAGUGGUGGAUUGGAUCAACAGGCGACCGCAGAGGCCUCUUCCCCGGCAACUACGUCAAACCUAAACCUAAGGCUGAUGCAUCAAGCAUAUCUGGAAAGAAAAAGCCAGAGAUCGCCCAGGUGAUUAGAGCCCAGUCCUCUUCUGGCCCUGAACAGUUGUCUAUGGAAAAUGGCCAGCUCAUCCUCAUUCUCGGCAAGAACUCCUCCGGAUGGUGGCUUGGAGAACUUCAGGCGCGUGGUAAGAAACGUCAGAAGGGCUGGUUCCCGGCCAGUCAUGUUAAAAUAUUGGGAUCCAACAGCGGCAAAUCUACACCGGCACCCCAACCAGUCUGUCAGGUCAUCGCCAUUUACGACUACGCUGCUGCUAACCAGGAUGAACUGAGCUUUUCUAAAGGACAACUGCUCAACGUCUUAGACAAGACUGACCCCGACUGGUGGAAAGGAGAAAUUAACGGGGUCACUGGUCUCUUCCCCACUAAUUACGUUAAGAUGACCACAGCAGACUGUGACCCCAGCCAGCAGUGGUGUGCAAACCUGAACAGCCUGGACUCUAUGAGUCCCCAGGAGAAGAAGAGGCAGGGUUACAUCCAUGAGCUGAUUGAGACUGAGGAGAGAUAUGUGGAAGACCUGAACAUUGUACUGGAGGUUUUCCACAAGCCUAUGUCUGAGUCAGGCCGGCUGGAUGAUGCAGAGAUGACUAUGAUCUUUGUCAACUGGAGAGAACUUCUGGCCUGCAACACUAAACUUGUCCAGGCUCUCCGUGUUCGUAAAAAGACGAGUGGGGAGAACAUGCCGGUGCAGAUGAUCGGAGACAUCCUGGCUGCAGAGCUGUCCCACAUGCAGCCCUACAUCCGUUUCUGCUCGUGUCAGUUCAACGGCGCUGCGCUGCUCCAGACCCGUACUGACAACGAGCCGGACUUCAAGGACUUUCUCAAAAAAAUCGCCACAAACUACAGGUGUAAGGGAAUGCCACUGUCCAGCUUCCUGCUAAAACCCAUGCAGAGGAUCACACGCUACCCACUGCACAUCAAAAAUAUCCUAGAGUGCACCGCCGAGGGUCACGCUGAUCGAGUUCCUCUGAAAGAGGCUCUGGAGAGGGCUGAGGAACUGUGUCAACAGGUGAACGAGGGUGUGAGGGAGAAGGAGAACUCUGAUAGACUUGAAUGGAUUCAGAACCACGUACAAUGUGAUGGAGCUGCUGAGAAUUUGGUCUUUAACUCUCUUACCAACUGUUUGGGCCCCAGGAAACUGCUGCACAGUGGUAAGAUGUAUAAGGCAAAGAGCAACAAGGAGCUGUGGGCUUUCCUCUUUAACGACUUCCUGCUGUUAACUCAUGCGGCUAAACAGUUUACUUCAUCUGGGCCUGAUAAACUGUUCAGCAACAAGAACAAUGUUCAACUCAAGAUGUACAAACCACCUGUGCUGCUAAACGAAGUUCUGGUUAAACUACCAGAUCCGUCCAGCGACGAUCCCGUUUUCCACAUCUCACACAUCGAUAGAGUCUACAUUCUCAGGACUGACAACAUCAAUGAACGGACGGCAUGGGUUCAGAAGAUCAAGGCGGCAUCCGAGGAAUUUAUCGAAACUGAAAAGAAAAAAAGGGAAAAAGCUUAUCAAGCACGAUCUGUGAAGAGUGGAAUCGGCAGACUCCUUGUCACCAUCCUGGAAGCCACUGAACUGAAGGCGGGAAAACCCAGUGGUAAAAGUAACCCUUACUGUGAGGUGACCAUGGGAGCUCAGAUCUUCAUGUCCAGAACCCUAAACGACACUUUGAACCCUAAGUGGAACUUUAACUGUCAGUUUCACAUCAAAGACCUCUACCAGGACGUCCUCUGCAUCACCGUCUUCGAAAGAGAUCAGUUCUCGCCUGAUGUAUUCCUGGGUCGGACAGAGGUUCCUGUGGCAACUAUAAAGAAAGAGUUGGAGAACAAGGGACCAGUGACACGGCGUCUUCUGCUGCAUGAGGUCCCUACAGGAGAAGUGUGGGUCCGCCUCGACCUGCAGCUCUUUGCCAACAAAUAGCCAUGUAGGAAGAACUAAUAUGAGGAACUGUGUCUUCCAAAGACACCCAAAUAAGAGGGAUUAACCAAAUGGGACAAGUUGCUUGUUUUACAAAAGAGAGUAGGAUAGUUUUCUACCCCAUGCGUUACAUAAACUCUAAGAAAAUACCGUAAUCUAGAGACACACGAUGCCUUAAAAAUGUAAUAUUAACCAGCACUAAUAAUACCUCUGAUGUCAUGUAGAUCUUCCAGUAGGAAAAGGGGACUGUGUGACAUCAUCUCUACCAAGCAAUAGGAGUCCUCUCCCCCCUCCCAUGAGACCAGGCAGAAAGGGAAGCAUAACCCGUUCAGCAUGUUGUGUCUUUGCUGUCUUUACACUCUGAAGGGCCUAAUAAAAGAGAGGACCUCUGGCAUCUUAAGCAGCAGAGACACAAGGUGUCACAAAUCUGAAUGUGCAAAGAAAUACUUAGAAGCAAACAAUUUUAAUUUUAACUAUUAAAGCAAUAAAAGUGUUUUGUUUUUUGUUUUUUGUUUUUUUGUGUGUGUGUGUGUGGAAAGUCUAACAUGUUUUUCUUUAACAGCAGUUGAUUUUUAAGUAAUCACGUUGCCAAGUCUCAUCAACCAAGGCCAUCCAACAAGUUGACAUUGAAGGAACUAGUGUUUUAUCUUAACUGUCAAGACAUGUAUAUGUUAGAUGUUUUUUUUUAUGGCUGUGCUGACCUUAUUUUGGGCCGUCACCGAUCGUAAGCUGUCUGGCUCAGCGUCAUCCUCUCUCAGCAACUUUAAGGGCUUCACAAACAUUAGGUGACAGAUGAUGGACAGCAACAUGAAAUUCAUCAGACAGCCUGGAGAAGAGGUUUUAGUUUGUAGCUCUGGUCUGAAGUCGGUUUACUACUGUAGACACAAGAUCCCAGAAUUUGUCAUUCUGGGUCGAGUCUGUGUCACUGCAACAAUAUUGAACAGAAAUUUGUUGAGCUUUUUUUGUGUGUGGUGUGUGUACUUGUGUAAGGACAUUUUUUAACGUAAAACUAAAGAUACUGAAAGAGUCAGGAUACAGAAGCAAAUAUGACUUUUGAUUCUGCAAUAUUUGGAAUGAAUUUACAACUUCUGGCUGUAACACAAGUCGUCUUUAAAUCCUUUUCAUUUUCUAAAAUCGUUUGAUUUUAUGAGUUUGGGAUUGUUGAUGCUCAUCUUCUUAGCUUUUUUUUGUGAGCAAAAUCAGCCAAGGCCAAGUAAUUUCAAGUGAGAGAGUAAGGUAAUUAAGUGGGAAAACAAAAAAAAGUAAAAACUGUAUUAAUGAACCAUCUCAUUUUUUCUGUCUUACCGUUCGAUGGAAUUGAUUUUGAUGAUUUAAGUUCUUUGUGAUAUCACAGUUGGCGUUUUCUCAGCAAUAAAAAACAGUAUUUUCUCAGUUUUUUGGUUUUCACACUUUCACCCUGAAAGGUGCAUUUUUAAGUGUUAUGCUUUAGUCCCUGCCUCGCAGACAUCAUUAUCCUUGUGUUGCCUCAAAAUGUUGCCCUUUAUAAACAUGAAAACUAGAAGAUUUUAGGAUGUAAAAGCUGCAUAUUUGUGUUGUAGGUGUUUGUGUUUCUUUUUUUUUUUUUUUUUUUUUGCUCCCGUUCAGCUUCUCCUCUGACUGCCUGUGCUCUGGAUAUGAACAGAAGAGUGUUGUAUUUAUUUCUUAAUUUAUGCGUGUGACUAUCCAAAGUAUCAGAACUUGCUGUGUCAUCUCGGAUAAUCAGUUGGGUUUCUCUGGGUUUGUCUCGUCACCCGUUAAAAUAUGUUGAAACUCACUUGUACUGGUAAAAGACUUUAGUCACCAGUAACUUUCUAUGGCCUGCUGUUUUGUCCUCUGAUAUUCUGUCACUUUUUGUCUUGUUCAAUCAGCAAGUUUGUUUUUAAGUCUUGAAUUAACUCGUGUUUUUUGAAGUUGUGGAAAAUAUGCAGAGACUGGACUUCCUUUCUUUUAUGUAUAUUGGUGUUGAAGCUUAUAUUUUGCUUUUUAUUUUCUGUGGCUGUAACCCAGACUGUCAGCGUGGAGUCUGUAACCUGCUGUUUGUACUCAUUUUGGCCUCUAUGUGGCGCUCAGAAUCAGGGUUUUUGAAGGCAAAUUAAAGACAUUAAAAGUUAA